AUGAAGCUUCUGCUCGUUUUUCUGCUCGUUUUCACUCCGGCUUUCUCGAAAGUUUCGGAGGAAUUCGGAUACGACCAACUUCAAAUGUUCUCCGUUCCAAUGGCUCGUUUCGUGGCCGUUCUCAUGCCACGCGACAAGAAGAGAAAGGUAACAAUGAAGUAGAGAUACCAUUUUCAUGGGAAAUAACUUUAGGAAGUUGUGUACAUGCACAAACGAGGUGGCCGAAUUCAAUGCUCAAACUGGAAAGCUUGGCGAGGAACCGCCAGAUGGAAUCGCAUCUGCCGUCCAGGAUUCGCUCGUUUCGCGGGAUACCCUCUUCUCAACAUGUGA
Messenger RNA from Caenorhabditis sp. 36 PRJEB53466, 330 nucleotides. The record is from the annotation of a GenBank genome assembly. NCBI's taxonomy places the organism in Eukaryota, Metazoa, Nematoda, Chromadorea, Rhabditida, Rhabditidae.